This is a messenger RNA of Elaeis guineensis (African oil palm), 2138 nucleotides long. RefSeq names its product tryptophan aminotransferase-related protein 3. The record is from RefSeq and is a predicted model, not a curated record. Gene Ontology annotation, molecular function: transaminase activity; carbon-sulfur lyase activity. Gene Ontology annotation, biological process: amino acid metabolic process. Lineage: Eukaryota; Viridiplantae; Streptophyta; Magnoliopsida; Arecales; Arecaceae.
AUACGUGCUAAUGGUUAGGUCAUUCUUGACGAUGUGAACACAGUUCAGAAACGUAAGCCAUAAAGAUUGGUCAAAGGAACCAUACCAAGGAAAUGAGAUUAUUAUCAUAUCAUCCGUGCGUCUUGAAAUAAGGGACAUGACAGCUGACUUUUUCUAUGGUUUAUUGUUCAUCCCUACAAACUUAAAUCUUUCCUCCCCCUUGGUCUGAGGAUCAUAUUGACUGCGCGCUUCAAAGUGGUGAUCCUAAUCUAGUGUUCGAAUUGAACACCAUCUGUUUAUUGACCGCGCGCUUCCAAGUGGUGAUCCUAAUCCAGUGUUCAAAUUGAACACCUGCUCAAACUUUUCGCCUGUUGAAUGGUUUCUCUGCAGAUCGGUGAUUGUUCGAAGCAAGCUAAAGCUGCGAGUAUAAAAAGGACCUCAUGGAACUGCAAACUAGCGGAAAUAAAACAAAGAAAUAUGGAUUCGUCCCAACUCUCUAUCAAACUGAUAGAAGGGCCCAAAGCGCCCAAUACCAAGGCCUAUAACUUCAGUUACCUCUUCUGUCUCUCCUUGUUAAUAUGUUCUCCCUGUUUGAAUUUCUUCUUCAUCUCUAGAGCUCUUUUCCGAUCACCUGAGCCAAGCUGGAGCAGCAGAGCAGCCACGGAAGCUGAAGCUGUGGCAGCUCGCUCGUGUUCUGGGCAUGGAUCAGCCUUUGUGGACGGGAUUCUUGUCGACGGGAAGCAUGUCUGUGAGUGCAACGCAUGUUAUAGAGGCCCGGAUUGCUCGGAAUUUGUGCAGGGUUGUGCUGCUGAUGCUGAAAGUGGCGAUCCCCUGUUUCUGGAGCCAUACUGGAGGCAGCAUGCAGCAAGCAGUGCAGUUGUUGUGGCCGGUUGGCACCGUAUGAGCUACCAAACAGAUGGUGAUUACUUCAUCUCUAUCGAACUCGAAAGACACAUUCGAAAACUGCAUUCACAUGUAGGAAAUGCAAUCACCGAUGGGAGAUUCAUCAUCUUUGGGGCUGGAUCCACGCAGCUGAUCAACGCAGCAGUCCAUGCUCUUUCUCCAAACAGCACAGUAUCAUCCCCUGCUAGUGUUGUUGCAUCCGUCCCCUACUACAUGGUUUAUAGAACGCAGACCGAGUUCUUCAACUCCCGAGCGUAUGAAUGGAAAGGGGUAACAUCAAAAUGGGUCGACAAGUUGAACUCAUCUGCGCCAAAUUUUAUCGAAUUUGUGACAUCUCCCAACAACCCAGAUGGGCGCAUGCAGCAACCGAUUCUUCCAGGUUCAUCCGUGAUUUACGACCACGCCUACUACUGGCCUCACUUCUCCGCAAUCAAAGCUCCAGCUGAUGGAGAUCUCAUGCUCUUCACCAUCUCCAAGCUCACAGGUCACGCCGGUAGCAGAUUUGGGUGGGCGAUUGUGAAGGAUGAGGGAGUGUACAAGAGAAUGCUGACCUACCUGGGAAUCAACACGAUGGGUGUUUCCAGGGAUACUCAGCUAAGAAGUCUGAAGCUCCUGAAAGCAGUGCUGGGUGAAGAGAGAGGGGCGGCAGGGAGCAUCUUUGAGUUUGCAUUUAGGACCAUGAGGGAAAGGUGGCACAAAUUGAACAAGCUUGUGUCGUCCUCCGACCGGUUCUCCCUCCAACAAACGCGUCCUGAGUACUGCAACUAUUUUGGAAAGAUCAGGGACCCUUCUCCAGCUUACGCUUGGUUGAAGUGCGAGAGGGAGGAAGACAAAAACUGCUAUGCUGUAUUGAGAGCUGGAGGAAUAAUCUCCCGCUCGGGGUACAAAUUUGGAGCAGAUGGCCGCUACACUCGUCUGAGCCUCAUAAGGUCGCAAGACGACUUCGAUUUGUUGAUUCGACGGAUGGAUGCUUUGAUCACCAAGGAGAAAGCCAGAAAUAUGUGAGAAGGAUUGAGAUAGAGAUCGUACGGGGAAAACAUUUAUAGAAGAACACCUUCUUUUGGAUAUUCAAUAUUUAUCACCUCAUACAUUCAUUUUUUUCUCUUUGGUUGCUAUUUUUCUCUCUGCAUGUACCUUCCGCUAGCUAAUGUGAAGCUUGGAUGUACAAUAGGUUUAGGCAAUUUCCAGAACAGAGUAUGUCUCGACGUCGCUUCUCGUAUGCACAUAAUAUUAGUGAGCUUUGUGAACUUUCAUAA